Perognathus longimembris pacificus (Pacific pocket mouse) is the source of this 3715-nucleotide messenger RNA. RefSeq names its product F-box protein 33 (gene Fbxo33). Gene Ontology annotation, biological process: SCF-dependent proteasomal ubiquitin-dependent protein catabolic process; positive regulation of protein ubiquitination. The record is from RefSeq and is a predicted model, not a curated record. Gene Ontology annotation, cellular component: SCF ubiquitin ligase complex. Bases 258 to 1955 code for a protein of 565 amino acids. The transcript is spliced from 4 exons. Lineage: Eukaryota; Metazoa; Chordata; Mammalia; Rodentia; Heteromyidae. Gene Ontology annotation, molecular function: protein binding.
CGCGGGGAGAGCUGCCGUUUGCCUACGAUAAGCCCGGCCGCUUCCGGGCUCAGAGGCCGUACCGGAGUGAAGUCUGAGGUUACUGGGCUUGGGACAGGUGCGAGACUGGCGUGAGUAGAGUCGGGAAGGCCAGCGGCUGGCUCUCCGCAGACCACGCCCGCAGAAACCUUCUUCCCUCCCCCCUGUCUCCACAACUUGUGCUCUACUUGGUUCCGCCGAGACCCGCGACGGUUCCGCCCCCUGCUUCCUUGUCAUUGAUGUUGUUGUUCUUGUCAGUGCCGCAGCCCCGACCGCCGGGAGCCCGAACCCGAGCCGGGGCCGCCCGGGUGGCGCGGUGGCGGCAGCGGCUCCGGCUGCAGCAGCUGCGACGGCUGCGGGGCCUGCUGCGGGGUCUGCGGCGGCGGCGGCGGCGGCGGCGGCCCACAGCCGGCAGCCCGCGGCGGGACCGGAUGGCUCUGUGCGGGCCGGCGGCGGGCGCCGCGUCGCUCCCCAGCGAGCUGAUCGUGCACAUCUUCUCCUUCCUGUCGGCGCCCGACCGGCUGCGGGCCUCGGCCUCCUGUUCGCACUGGCGCGAGUGUCUUUUCUACCCGGCCCUGUGGCCCCAGCUCCGCAUCUGCCUCCGCGUCUCGCCCGCCGAGCAGCCCCGGCUCGAAUUCCUCAUGCGCAAGUGCGGCUGGUUCGUACGAGAGCUGCGCGUUGAGUUCGCCGCCGAGAAUUACCUGAGCAGCGGCGGCGGCGGCCCUGGAGACGGAGGCGGCGCCGAGACCGGGACCGGGACCGCAGGGGAAGACGUCGAGGCCCUGCAGCUCUCCUCCCCGUGGCUGGAAGUGCUGCGCACCUACUUGGAGCUGGUCCUCUGCGUGCUGCUCAGUAUCCGGAACAACAGAAACCUCCAGAAGUUUAGUCUUUUUGGAGACAUAAGUGUACUACAACAGCAAGGAAGUUUGUCAAAUACAUACCUCAACAAGGUGGACCCUGAUGGCAAGAAAAUUAAACAAAUUCAGCAACUGUUUGAAGAAAUACUGAGCAAUAGUAGGCAACUGAAAUGGCUGUCCUGUGGGUUUAUGCUGGAAAUAGUAACAUCAACGUCCCUGUCAUCUCUCUCUAACUCUAUCGCCCACACCAUGGAGCACCUGAGUCUCCUGGACAACAACAUUCCCGGUAGCAGCACUCUGAUCACUGCAGUGGAACUCGAGCGAUUUGGGAGUCUGCGCUCCCUCGCCCUGGAUUUCUGUGACUUUACAGCUGAGAUGGCAAGAGUCUUAUCCGAUAGCAACCACGUGCCUUUGCAGCGACUGUCUCUCCUGGUCCACAAUGUUUCUGUGAUGCACAAGUCUCUGGACAACAUGCCAAACGAUGAGCAUUGGAAAGCCCUGUCACGGAAGAGCCCCAGCCUUCGGGUCUACAUGAUGGCAUUUGAUAUCAAGAGUGAAGAUAUGUUAAAGAUUCUGAAACCCAGUAUACCACUAGAGAGGAUUCAUUUUGACAGCUACAUCACCUGUGUGUCAGGGGCCAUUGUUGAUCUUAUAUCCAGGCAAUAUGAUAAAUUCCUUACUCAUUUUAUAUUAAUGAAUGAUGUGAUUGACACAUCUGGCUUUCCAGAUCUUAGUGACAACCGAAAUGAAGAUCCUUUGGUUUUAUUAGCAUGGAAAUGCACAAAGCUCUCUCUUUUGGCAAUUCAUGGUUACACAGUCUGGGCGCACAACCUCAUUGCCAUUGCUCGUCUUCGUGGCUCUGACCUAAGAGUGCUUGAAGUCACCGAGGAAAGUAUUGAUUUUGACCAAGGUGAACUGGCUGACCAGGAUGUAGACCCAGUGCAUAACCUCAUUGAGCAGGUGUCCCUGGGCCUCAGUCAGCCGUGGCAUGCAGUCAUGGACAUCGAAUCACUCAGUGUCUUCACUGAACCAAACCGCCAUUUUUACAGAGAGAUGCAAAGCUUCAGCGAAGACAUUUAACUUUUUUUUAGUGUACAAUUCCUGUGGUUACAUAUGCAAGUAGGGUCCUAUUAUGUUUUUUUUUUUCAGUAGUGUGACUUACUCCCUUGUGCUGUGUUUAAUCAGUAUUAGCUUUAUAGAAUUAUAUAUAUUCUAUUUCUUGAUCAAAGAACAUAGUCGGGUAUUGGUUAAGAAGUUCAAAGUGACACUGUAUAGGGCUUUCACGGUUAAUGGAAUUGUUACCACCCCUUAAUGAUACAACCGAAGAUUGUCUGAGGUUGCUGGCUAACUUUGUUUUUCACUGAGUUACUCUGCCUUUUGAACGUUUUUAUUCUUUAUGUGUCAGAAUUCAGAGCUCAGGAGCCAAAAUAUUUUUAUACGUAUAUAUAUAUAUAUAUCCAUAGCCUGGUGGAUUUGUAUGCAAUGCACUGUAUCUAUGUGUUCCAAUACCAUUUCAUUAAUUUUUAUUUGGAAUAGACAGGGAGAUGUGAUCUCAAAUAAGUUAUUUUGACAGAAAGCCAAGAUUCUAACUUCAUUGCCUAUACAAUAACUGAUAUCACCAAUUACCAUUCUGAAUUUCAUAUAGUACUAGGUUAGAAUAUUGCUUAAUCUUUUUUAAAAAAUGCAUUUACAUAAACAUGAAUAUUCAGAUUGUUAGAUUUUUUUAAACUAUCUGACAUAAUUUUAUUUAUCAAUUACAUUAUACAUUCAAGUUAGCUUCUUAGCCCAGAUUUCACAUAGUAGAGGAAAAAGGAACUAUAUUCCAGGAUCAAACCUCAUAAACAAAAUCACAGUACAGAGUUGUAAACAUACAUGCUUGCAAGCAAACCUUAGUCGUGAAAUCCCUAGCAACGAGUCACUGGAUUUUUCUCUGUCAGCACGCAUGUCAGCUGCCAAAGAAUAGACUUUAAAUGAAGAAGUGCCCACAUGCUGGCAGGGGCCGGCCCAGUCUGGCCAGCCAGAUACUGCUAGAUUGUAAUAUUAAGGUCGAAGUUCGACCUGUGGUACACAGCUGUGCUGUGGCUCAGUCAGCAACCUCAGAACUCUGAAAAAAAAUUUAAAAACAAGAAAAAAGAAAAAAAAACAUGCACCUGUUUCACUGUGAAUAGUGAAUGUAAAGGAAAGGAAGGAAAAACCGAAAGCUUGUUCUAUCACAGGUAUGAGCUGCUAUGAUACAUGAAGAACAUUCCAUGAAGUAUGUUUUAAAACCUUGUUAUAUCUGAGAGGCUUUAAAAGCCAAUUUAACUGUUCAGGGCAACCGCGGUACAGACGUGGUCUCUGUGAGACUUCCACCUGACCCCCGUUUUAAGUGGUACGAAUGUUGUGCAUUUAAUGUUAAAGGACAGUCUGCAAUAAUAAAGUCAGUAGCCAACACGGGUGCCCAGCAGUGCUGAGACCUGGCUGCUCUAUUGUAAGCUUUGGAAACACAAUUUAUGCAACAGAUGUCCAGAUAUGAUUCUAUUUAUGGAAAAAGUUUCUAUGUUUUACAAAUGGUUUUACCAUCUUCUAUUAAAGGACCUUUUGACAGGUGUGCACCGUUUUGUCUCCAGGGAGCGCACACCACGCGGGUUUUAUAUGUACAUCAGUAGUGUGGACCCCCUGGCGCAGUGUGUGCGGAUGCCAGCUGUGGGGAGAUUUUAUCUUGUACAUGUGGUCAGAUAAAAUAACUCCUGACAGAAACUGUAAGGAAACCAGCUGAAUGUUUGACCUGAUGACUGAUGUUGUGUGGUUUAUGUUAAAUGUAUAUUCUUUUAAUCAAUGAAUAAAGCAUUAAAAAGUGA